Molecule: messenger RNA, 9330 nt
Organism: Amblyraja radiata (thorny skate)
Lineage: Eukaryota; Metazoa; Chordata; Chondrichthyes; Rajiformes; Rajidae
Gene: plxnb1b
Product: plexin b1b
Exons: 38
Coding region: 456-7121 (2221 amino acids)
Biological process (GO): semaphorin-plexin signaling pathway; regulation of cell shape; regulation of GTPase activity
Cellular component (GO): semaphorin receptor complex; plasma membrane
Molecular function (GO): semaphorin receptor activity; protein binding
Source: RefSeq, a predicted model, not a curated record
CUCAACCUGUGUGUGUUUGUGUGGAGUGCAGUGUCCAUGUGAUCUCCCAUUGCAGCGAUUACAAUGUAAAUGGGCAUCAUUGUGAGCCUGUGAAGCGGCAGCAUACAACACAGCAUUCUCUCGUACACCGAUCACAGACAGGGGGAGGGAGAGGGGGGGGUAAAAAAGACUAUCAACUCUAUCGUCCGAAGCAGGAUCCUUGCACAGUGCACAAAGUCUUGGGAAUUAAAACUUGCUGAUGUACCGCACGGAGCUCUGAGCUGUGGGAUUAAACGCUGAUCAGCUACCAACACGCCUCUGAACACCAAAAGCAAAAAGCCUGCGUUACAAUUGUUGAAGGAAACUUUUUUUUCUCCCGAGAUCGAUGUGUGUGGGGGCAGCACUAAUGACGGGGCCGGCAGUGCAGGGGUGAUGCAUCUGUCCGGAAGCCAGGAAGAGAUCAAUGCACCUUGACCAUGCUGUCUGGGACCAUUCUCCUUGUCAUUGUUUUCACCAGUGCUUGGAGCUGCCGUGGAGACAACUACAAGUCCUUCAAUAGAUCCGACACGAGGUUCGAGCACCUAACGGUGGAUCCCGAGACUGGGAAUGUCUAUGUGGGUGCCGUGAACUUCCUCUUCCAGCUGACCUCUGAGCUGUCGGCCCUGGUGGUGCAACCGACCGGGCCCCAGAAUGACAGCAAGGACUGCCUCCCUCCGGUCACCCGUACCGACUGCCCGCAGGCCCGGCCCACCAACAACCACAACAAGCUGCUCCUCAUCAACCCCUACGGCAAGGAGCUGAUCACCUGCGGGAGUUUGUUUCAGGGGAUCUGUGAGAAAAGGAGUUUGGGAAUGAUUAGCCGGAUCUUAUUCCGGCCCGAGCGGCCGGUCGACACUCAGUACGUGGCCGCCAACGACCCCAAUGUCACCACGGUGGGACUGGUGGGCCUGUCCAAGGGCCAGACGGCCGUGCUGUUUGUGGGCCGCGGCUACACCAGCAAGGGGACCGGCGGCAUUCCGCCCAUCGCCACUCGCAACCUGGUGCUGGCGGAGCCGUCCAGCCCCGAUUCCCACCCCACCUUCUCCUACGAAGAUACGGCAAAGUUGUCCGUGGCCGGCCGACUCCCGGAGUACGACCACCACUUUGUUAAAUCGUUUAUUUAUCAGUUGUCGGUCUAUUUUCUCUUUUACCGCCGUGACCUCAAGUCCCCCUCCCGGGAAUACAAGACGUACGUGUCGCGGGUCUGCCUGGGGGACAUGCAUUACUACUCCUACGUGGAGGUGCCCCUGGCCUGUCGGGCGGAGAACAAGAACUACAACCUGCUCCAGGCAGCCUAUGUCAGCAGGCCAGGGCAGGGGCUGGCCGCGGGGGCUCUCGACACCGACGGCGAUGUCCUCUUUGCCACCUUCGCUAUCGGCCACACGUCCACGGCCAAGCCGACGGAAGAGUCGGCGCUUUGCAUUUACACCAUGAGCCAGAUCGACCACAUGAUCAACCAGACCCGGGACCUGUGCUACACCAGGCACGGCAAGGCCCCCAGCGGCGUGGGCGUAGCCUACAUCGAGUAUGAAGUCAAGUCCAGUUGUAGUGGCCUCACGUCAGACACUCUCAAUGCCUAUCCCUGUGGGUAUGACCAUACGCCCAGUCCAAUCGCCAGUCACAUUCCCAUUGAGGCAUCCCUGGUGUUGAAGGUUGCCCAGGGUCGGCUGGUCGCAGUGGCCGUCACUGUGGAAAUGGAACACACCGUCGCCUUUGUGGGAGAUGACAAAGGCAACCUCCACAAGGUGUUUGUGAUGCCGUCUGGAAAGGUGGAGCAGUAUGCAACGCUAACAAUCCAGCCCAAUGUUCCAAUCAAUGGUGACCUGGUAUUUGACCGUGACGAGGACUACCUUUACGUCACAACCCCAUUGAAGGUGCUGAAACUUCCUGUUAGCGAGUGCUCAAAGAAGACUGACUGCCUGUCCUGUCUGCAGGCUAAGGACCCAUACUGUGGCUGGUGCAUCCUGCAGGGCUGGUGCAGUAAGAAGUCAGAAUGCACGAGAGCUGGGGAAGGCAUCCAGUGGCUCUGGAGCUACAGCAAGGACCGGCAGUGCCUGAGGGUACACACUCUGUCCCCAGCUAAUGUCAGCAGGCAGGAGCACAAGCAGGUCUUUCUAAGUAUUGCUGACUUGCCCAUUCUGGCUGAGGAUGAGUUCUACACCUGCCUUUUUGAAGAUUAUUCCAGUCCUGCCACCAUUACUGAGCAUGGUGUCGUUUGUUGGUCUCCAAAACCCCAGCACCUUCCACCUACUAAACCUGGAGCAGAUCACGUGACCAUCGGGUUGCAGCUCAUGUUCUUCAACGUCACACUGACCACGGCCGAGUUCACCUUCUACGACUGCAGGGCCGUGCAGCAGAUCGCCAGGAGCUCUCCGUGUCGCGGAUGUGUGAGCAGCCGCUGGGGGUGUAACUGGUGCGUGCUUCAGCACCACUGUACCCACAACACCACCUGUGAGGACGAGGUGAUCAUUUUUAAUGAGAAUUUUGUUCUACCCUACGUGGCUCCUCCAACACUUCCGACCAAACCACUCCGCCUUGACACCACCGUCGCCCCGGUUACUCACCGCCCCACCACCGUUGCCCCGACGACAAGGGCCACGACCGUCCCUGCCACCCCACCCCCCGUCACCACCAUCCCCACCACUCUGCCGACCACGGUGCCGACUACCAUGGGCACCACGGCAGUGGCUUCCACCACCGCUGCGGCCCUUCCAACCGACCCGGCGACCACCCUGCCCACCACCACCACCACCACCACCUCAUCUCCACCUGUGGUCCCCACCACUGCGGCAGCCACGGGGGCACCCGCCACCCUGCCGACCACAGCCAGUCCCGUUGUGGCAACAACCGCCGCCACUGCGGUGACGACCACCACUGGCACCACCCUGGCGGAAGCGAGCAGCCGGCCCGAUACCACGACCCCACCUCCGACGCCAUCCUCUGAGGUUACGGUGCAGUUGUCCACAAACGUGAGCACGGUGCUGGGCGUCGCCACCUCCCACACCAUGGAUGCCCCCCCUGCAAGCACUUCACCCUCUCCAAACCUGACAGACGUGGGUGACAUCCUUGCCGUCACAACCACUACUCCUCCCGAUCCCACCCAGCCUCCUUCCACGCGGUUUGCCGUUCCCACCGACCCCAGGCCUGAUAACCCCACCGACGCGGUUCCCUCCACCACCAUCACCACCACCACCACCGAUUGGCAAAGGAAGGAAGUUGGUGACUGGAAGGAUUCAGAUGCUUGGGUAGACCCUGCGCAGGUUGAGAACGACACAGCAGUCUUCUCGGCCGCUGCUGUGCUGCUAUCGGGUGACGGAGAUGUUGAGAACCCUUCUCCUGCUUUCCUCCACCUGGUCGACUCUGAGGUUGACUACCACUUUGACCCUGGCUCGUCAGCCUUCUCCAGACAGAGCGAUGAAGGGGUGAAUAAGGGCCCCCUGGCAUGUCCCUGCAUGGAUAACGUUCUGGGUUCCUCCCUUCUGCCAGUGAACGUGGAGCGGAAGAUUACACUGACGGGCCAAAACCUUCACUUCUUCCAGGACCCAGAAGAGGAUUACGAGUGUGUCUUUGUCAUCGAGGGUCGGAUGGUGGUCGUGGAGGCAUUUGUCGAGGUUGACGAUUAUAAUCCCACGUACUACUCCAUCACUUGCCAGGUGCAUCAGUACGCCUACUCCACUCUCCAGCAGGAGUAUAAUGCAACUGUGUAUGUCCAACGGCGCCCCAAUUAUAGAGUGGACAGCUUGCAUAACUUGCACAUUACCCUGUACAACUGCUCUGUGGGCCGCACAGACUGCAGCCGCUGCCAGACGGCGGACACCAAGUACUCGUGUGUGUGGUGUGGGGGAGGAAAGCCCAGCUGUGUGUACAAGGAGUCUUGCGUGAACGGUGUGGAGCAGACCUGCCCAGCGCCCGUCAUCCACUCGAUUGAGCCUUUGUCAGGACUGCAGGAAGGUGGCACCAUGCUAACCAUCAUCGGUUCCAACUUGGGCCAGAGAUUCGAGGACAUCCAGAACAUGGUGACGGUCGCUGGUAUCCCGUGCCGUGCCGAUCCGCUGAAGUACGAGGUCUCCACCAGGAUCAUUUGCCUCACUGAACCCAGCGGAGUAGAGAUGUCAGGAGAAGUCACGGUGAAAUUAACAGGCGGUGGUGCCAGCAGCUCCACACAACUUUUUAUAUAUCAGAACCCAGUGCUGGAGUCCAUCUCACCAUCUCAUGGCCCCAGAGCUGGGGGAACGUCUCUUGUCCUCAAUGGUGUCAAGUUGCUUACUGGCAGACGAAGUGAUGUCAAGGUGUUUGUCGGUGACCUCCCCUGUCUCAUCAAUCGUACGGUGGAGGACGGCCACAUCCAGUGCUUCACUACAGCCUACAAUCAGACUGGUGACCUUCCUGUCACAGCCAUGUACGGUGAGGUGCCCAAGAGACUGAAGGAUGUCUUCUACACUUACAUUGAGGAUCCAAACAUCACUAUCGUACAGCCAGACAAGAGCUUCCUGGGAGGAGGGCGAGUGAUCAGCGUGCGAGGCCAGAACCUGGACGCGGUGCAGACACCACAGAUGAUGGUCCAGUUACUGCCGAAGGGGAGGCGGCGGAGAUGGACCAAGUUGCCGAGCCGGCCGAGGAAGAGGAAGCGCAGGAUGACAAAGGACCGCGGUUGCUCUGAGAAGAGUUUGCACAAGUUCUUCGAGUUCUGCCAGGUGAACUCCUCCUCCUUCAUGACGUGCAGGACGCCGUCCAUCGAAGCCCCCGUCAAUGACGCCCUGAUCUCCGUGCACUUCAUCAUGGACAACCUGUGCUUCGAUUUCAAUGACAUCAGUCCGACCAAGUUCACCUACAAGGCUGACCCCAUCUUGAAACCGCUGAACGCAGAUGACCCGCUGAAGCCUUACAGGCACAAGCCUGGCAGUGUCCUUUCUGUCGAGGGUGAAAACCUGGACCUGGCGAUUUGGAAGGAAGAGGUGGUGGCCAUGGUGGGUGAGGGGGUGUGCCUGGUGCGGACUCUGACUGGGAACCACCUGUACUGUGAACCUCCCCUGGAGCAACCCGCCCCGCGCAGGAGGAGCAAGCGAGAGAGCACGGACGCCCUGCCCGAAUUCAUCGUACAAAUGGGAAAACUGAGCUUCAUGCUGGGAAAGAUCCAGUAUGAUGCGGAGAGUCAGUCGAAUUUUCCACUGGAAGCUCAGAUUGGACUUGGUGUGGGAGCAUCCAUUGUUGCAUUGAUUGUCCUGAUCAUUGUCCUCAUUUACAGGCGGAAAAGUAAGCAGGCUCUGAGAGACUACAAGAAAGUACAAAUCCAACUGGAGAAUCUCGAAACCAGUGUCCGUGAUCGAUGCAAGAAAGAGUUCACAGACCUCAUGACUGAAAUGAUGGACCUCUCCAGUGACCUGGUGGGAACUGGAAUUCCAUUCCUGGAUUACAAGACCUACGCCGAGCGCAUCUUUUUCCCGGGACACAAGCAAUCGCCUCUGCAGCGGGAUCUGGACGUGCCCGAAUCUCGGCGACAGACCGUGGAGCAGGGGCUCGUCCAGCUAUCGAAUCUGCUGAACAGCAAACUGUUCCUCACCAAGUUCAUUCACACACUGGAGAGCCAGCGGACAUUUUCACCGCGGGACCGUGCUUACGUGGCUUCGCUCUUGACGGUUUCACUGCAUGGGAAGCUGGAAUACUACACCGACAUCCUGAAAACGCUGCUGAACGACCUGGUGGAGCAGAAUGUCGCCAAGAACCCCAAACUCAUGCUACGCAGGACUGAAACUGUGGUGGAAAAACUGCUGACAAAUUGGAUGUCGAUCUGUCUGUACACGUUCCUCAGGGACUCGGCGGGAGAAUCGCUCUACAUGCUGUUCCGUGCGAUCAAACACCAGGUGGACAAAGGCCCAGUGGAUGCCGUGUCGGGGAAGGCCAAGUACACCCUCAAUGACAACAGACUGCUCCGGGAGGACGUGGAGUAUCGGACACUGGCACUCAAUGUGUUGGUACAGGGCGGGGAAGAUGGGCAGCCCUCACCGGUCAAAGUAUUGGACUGUGACACCAUCACCCAAGUCAAAGAGAAAAUCAUUGAUCAGAUCUACAAAGGCGUGACCUCCUCAUUUCGACCUCACGUGGAAACGCUAGACCUUGAAUGGCGAUCGGGGUUGGCAGGACAUCUCAUCCUUUCAGAUGAAGAUCUGACUUCUGUUCUGCAAGGCAACUGGAAACGUCUCAACACCUUGCAGCACUAUAAGGUGACUGAUGGAGCCACGGUUGCCCUCGUUCCACGUCUCAGCAAGCACAUCCACCAUGAAAACCAUGACUACAUUGCAGGGGAGAAGACACCAAUGCUGGAAGAUGCCGAUGAAGGAGGGGUCAAAGUCUGGCACCUGGUCAAAGCCAGCGAGGAGCCUGAACUGCCCAAACACAGACGAGGCAGCCUGAAGGAGCGAGAGCGAGCCAAGGCCAUCCCCGAGAUAUACUUAACGCGCUUGCUGUCCAUGAAGGGCACUCUGCAGAAGUUUGUGGAUGACCUGUUUCAGGUGAUUCUCAGCACCAGCCGGCCUGUUCCUCUUGCUGUGAAAUAUUUCUUUGAUCUCCUGGAUGAACAAGCAGUGAACCAUGGGAUAGCUGAUGCAGAAACGAUUCACAUCUGGAAAACAAACAGCCUGCCUCUCCGUUUCUGGAUAAACAUCAUUAAAAACCCGCAAUUCACGUUCGACGUACAGGUGUCGGAUAAUGUGGACGCCAUGCUAUCAGUCAUUGCCCAGACCUUCAUGGACUCUUGUACUAUAGCGGAGCACAAGCUGGGACGGGAUUCGCCAAUUAACAAACUACUGUAUGCCAGAGACAUCCCUCGAUAUAAACAGUUGGUGGAGAGGUACUACGCGGACAUUCGACAAACCAUCUCAGCGAGUGACCAAGAAAUGAACUCUGCCUUAGCAGAGCUAUCUCGGAAUUACUCCAGUGAUAUGAACUCUCUUGUAGCUCUCCAUGAGCUCUACAAAUACAUCAACAAGUACUAUGACCAGAUCAUAACGGCACUAGAAGAGGACCCGACUGCACAGAAGAUGCAGCUUGGCUACCGGUUACAGCAGAUAGCCGCAUCAGUGGAAAACAAGGUCACCGACUUGUGACAGGACAGACUAUUGAGGAUCUGCGGAGAGGAACAAUAGAGGCAUGAACGUAGAGAAGGCACAUUGAGACACUGUGACCGAUGGACAGAGCUUGCAGGGUGCCUCAUGGGAAGAUGCUUCAUCUGUAUCUCCAACGGUGGGAAUGUAGGGGACCACACGGCUGUGAGGCACCAGGUUUCACAUGACAGUGAAAGGAGUAUCUUUCCCUCCUCCCACACCACUUCAACCUGCACAGGACUGUCUAUGGAAUGUGUUUAUAUUUUAGAUUAUUAAGCGACUUAGACACAGCAAAACAUAAACUAAAGAGUCAGUGCAGAAGUGGACAAAUGAUGUUAAUAUUUUUUUCCAUAAGAGAUUUUAAAUGUUUUUUAAACUAAUCCUAAAACCAUGUAUUGCAGUCAUAAGUUGGCACCUGCAAGAUGAAAUUGGAGAAGGGCAGAGAUAUUGAGGCAAAGACAGUCGUCAGGUAGAAUGUUGUCAGGCCCAAGUUAAUUCACAGUAACUGACUUCAAUAAAUACAGGUAGACGACAGGGAGCACUGUAUGGCGAUCUAUUCAAGAUCCAGUCAGGCACCCAGGAGGCAAGGGUCAAGUCCUUGGCUGGCCGUCUUAGUUAGUUUGAGGAGCUUUAAGAAAUGAAGUUACCAUUUGCCUUUCCAUCAGGGAAUUCAGCCUUUGUUAAAGGGUUUAUGGAACAGCCUGCCCAUCAAGCUCUCAAAGCACCAUGUUCUCCUGCAUCAUGAGAGGAAGAGAAAUUUGGCCAAGUCAGCCUUCCUCCUCGGGCUCAUGAAUUGGUGCUUGUGUGUAUCCUUGGUGUGGUGUUGCCUGUUGACUGUCUAAUGGUGGUGGUGCCUCCAUCAAAGAGAAGAACGUACAUACUGCUAAUGUGACAUCUCAUUUUAUGAAGCGUUGUCCUGCUGAGUUCUACUGGGUAUUUUUCUACCUGCUGCCUUCCUUGUUUCAGCCAUUGACGGAGUAUCAAACCCUCUAACUUAAGAUGAUUGGAUAAGCAAGGCUACUCAGCUGAGGUUGACAGCUUAAAUUUUGAGAUCACAGUGAGAGAUGGUGGGGGGGAAUUACUGCACAGUUUUGUGGUUGGCAUUUGUUUCUUUUUGGAAUCGCAACACGAUGGCUUGGCAAUCUUUUAAUUUUAAAUGGAAAACUCACAUCAGAAACACUAUGAUAAAAAUGGUGCCUACAAUCAUUCAAAAUUUAAGCCGAGCAAAAGCUUGAUUGAAAUUUAUCUCAAAUCUCAGUUUACUAAAAGUUCCUUAAACUCCUGUUACGUUUUAGGUGUUUGCAACUUGUCGCUAUCUGUCGUGAAGUACUGUGUACAUACUGAGAUCCUGAUGUAUUUGUUGGAGUGCGUUGCGCUAAUAUCAUUGUUUCAAGUGACUGAGUCCACCUGAGUCACACCGCCACCAGAAGUCAGACCACUUGUCAUUUUAUUCUCAAUUCCUUAUUUUAAUUAAAAUGUGUGAUACCUUUUUUGGUCCCAAAAUGCCACGGGCAGAUUACCAGUGUUUGAUUGGAAGUGUUUGAGGAGAAAUAUAUCUGGGGGUAGCGGUAAGGUUGUGUGUCGUGGGACAUGGAUUGAAGUUUUCAAAACUCUUCCAUUUUCCAUGACAGUGGAUGUCAGUUUUGUUACUUUUGUUCAAAGUAGGUUUAAUUGUAGUUUUUAUUUAUGGUAUUGUCUGAAAUAGUAUUCCAUGCUCAUCCAGUAUUCUAACGGCAGUGUUCACCGCGAGGGGCAAAGAAAGAGUAAAGGGCCUAUCCCACUUUCACAACCUAAUUCACAACCUUUUUUUACUCGUGGACAUUUUUCAUCAUGCUAGAAAAAAUGCCCCGACCUACUUGAUGCCACAAGUACCUACGACUAGCAUCACGGCCUGCUACGACCUACCUACGACCUCGUGACGACCAUGCUGCGAGUACGAGUCAAGGGCAAACUCGGCAUAGGUCGUGAAGGUGGGACAAGCCCUAAACAUAGUGCGUUGAGCAGUUAUUGUCCCUUGGAGUGCAGACUCCACAAUUAUUCCUCUACAUUAGUGUGUAUGGAAUUAUGCCCUGUUAGUGUGGGACUUCACUUUCAACCUUGAAAUUCAGAAUUGUAUUGAUAUUUUUAUAUCAUCUCAAUUUAUGGCAAGUACAGAUGCUUUGGUUUAGAUAAAUGAUCUUUAAUAAAAAAUCUAUGCAGAUGUUUGUGGUAA